Molecule: messenger RNA, 993 nt
Organism: Galendromus occidentalis (western predatory mite)
Lineage: Eukaryota; Metazoa; Arthropoda; Arachnida; Mesostigmata; Phytoseiidae
Exons: 6
Coding region: 202-993 (263 amino acids)
Source: RefSeq, a predicted model, not a curated record
GAAGCCCUUCGCUGCGUGAUACGUGACGCUGAUUCGUGCAGUUGUUUUGUCCUCAUUGAACUCGUUCGUGCACUCACUGCUCUCGAGCUCUCUGGACUAAGAAUUCUGAGUGAACUCUAUAAAGUUCUUCGAGCAGACACUCGAUCGAUUAUCCCUCGCACAGUUCACCGCAUCGUCCAGUCAGGCCUCCCAUCAGCAGAGAUGAACAGCGUGAGCGAAAAAUCAUUCGCCGUCUCUAAGACGCCCUCCAUCUCGUUGGGAUCAUCGAGCUCAUCGGAUAAGUCGAGCCCUCCCUCGACUAAGAAGUCGACUGUGCGAUCAGGCUCGGGUUCGCCCUCUUCCUCCAGGGGCUCAUCCAGGGGAAGUGGACGCACUUCGACCACGCACUCGUCUACUUCUACCGAUAUCUACGGCUCGUAUGAUCCCUUCUACUCCCAGAAGCUGAUCAAGAGGGAGUUCGAAGAGGAAUCCUGCCUGAGACUGAGCAACUGCGUCGCUGUCAUCGGAGUCCUUAGCAUGUGCAUCCAUGUCGUGGAGUUCUUCGCCUACACCUACCUGCUUACUGCCUACUUCUUGAUCCACUGGGACACUGUGCCAAGGAGCACCAAUGUUUGGUGGAACGUUGUUUACCCCAGCGUUCUGAUUAUUCACACCAUAAUGCAGUGCUCUUUCGCUGUCCUUCUGAUCAUCGGAGCCAUCAGGAAAAAGAAGUCAUACAUGCUACCGUGGAUCAUCGCUGAGUGCGUUGAGAUCCUCCUCCUCGCCAAGGCUUCCAUCGUCCUCGCCGCUACUUCCGAUGCCGCUAGCGUAUGGAUCAUUGCUACCACUGUUGCUUUCAUGAGCGUUCAGGUCUUCUACGUCAUCAUCGCCGCUCGUCUCUACCGUCGCUACAAGCGCGAGGAACUCGAGGUCCAGCCCCCUGCGUACCCUACUGACGUGAAACAGCCUCCCUCCCCUUCUUCGUCCAUGUCCAACUAUUUGUACAAGGUCUGA